AUGGCCACGAAUAGCGCGGCUGCUGAGGCGGAGGCGCGCCGCUCGCAGGUGGCUGGUGGCAUCAUCUCUGCCCAGGCAGAGGUGAUUCGUCAGGAAGAGGCGAUUCGGCAGCUCACACUGGACAACGAGAAGCUCAAGAAGGAGAUAGCAGCUGUGAGCGGAGUGCCGUACGACUACAUCAAGGCCGACAAAUAUGCGACCCUGAAGGGCGAGGUGGAUGCGCUGGAGCGACGUUACCAGUUUGAAAAGAUGAAGAAAAAUGAGUUGACGCGACAGUACCAGCUGGCCAGAAUUGAUCUCCUACAGAGCCGUCGAUUGAAGGGUGGCGUGAACGCCGAAAGGGAAAAUGCCGAGGCGCUACAGCGUCAGGUGGACAUCCUAGAGAAUCGUCUGGAUCAGGCACUGACGAGAUUCAACGAUGCCAUUUCGUACAACAAGGAGCUUCGUGACCACAUUGACAUCAUUCGCGAGGAGCGCCGUGUGUUUCAGCGUGUGUACAAGCGGAUGGAGGACGACCUGGGGUCCAAGAAGAAGCUUAUGUCAGAGCGCAUUGAGCAGUCUAAUAAGGACCUGGACGAGCGCGACGGAUACUUGCACCAGGUGGAGCAGCUGCAGGAGGCGAUAAAGGAGGAGAAGCAGGAGUACGAUGGGAAGGUGCAGGAGUUGGAUGCGGCAAUGGCGGAGAUCAGGGAUAUGCGGGAGGAACAGCAACAGCUGCAAAUUGAGCUUGAGGCGCGCCAGUACGAAAUGGACGACACUGACAAAAUGACCCUUGCCAUCACCACGGGGUUUGGAAAUACGGGCACUACGCGACGCCAGCCACUCGAUGACAAGACUGACACCAUGGAGGACUUGGCUGAGGGCGGUGACUCAGAAGCUGGUGCGGAGGAUGGACAGGACCUCAACGACGUUCUGCGGCGGCUCUCUGAGUUCUCACGUAAUGGCGACAUACAGUCAUUGGCGAGGGAGUAUGAGUCACUUGGAGACACAAAUUUCUCUCUUUACAAGUACGUCAAUGAGCUCACCACCAGCAGGGCGGAAAUGGAGCGUGAUAUUCGCACGCUAAAGUCUGUUAUCGCGGCGGAGCACGAAAGUGAGGCGAAGCAGAGGAACCUCAUCAAGGGGCUUGAGGAGCGUCUUGCGCAGACAGAGGAAUUGCUAGAGAACCUCCAAGUCUCCACAGAGAAGCACAAGGAAGUCCUUGCAAACAUUCGUGUUGUCACAGGAGAGAUUUUUCGCGAGUUGGGUUGCUCAAUGGGUGACACCUCCAAAUCCCUUCUCGUUAACGACCACUGCACGGAGUCGAACCAUUUGCAGUUUCUCGGGAAGAUUGAAGAACGCGCGACAAAUAUCAUGUACACAUUUCAGAGGCACCGGCGCAAGAAGGCCAGAUUGGCCGAGCUAGCGACAGAAGAAAAGACAAGGCGCAUUCUCUCCCCGAAGGAGAGGGCACUCACACUCGCACUCGCACCCGCCAUCUACCCCACGGAGAAGGAUGGGUUGGAGGUUGCCCAGGCGGAGAUUGCGCGGCCAUCCGAGGAAAGUAUGGUGGACACCUCCGCCGACGAAAUAUUGAUGCAGGCAGAAGGGGCAACUGCACGCGACGUGGCGAGGGAGGAAGAAGUGGCAGUGGAGCUGAUGAUAGACGAGGAGGGGCCGCCAUUUAUCCCCAUGCUGAAUAUACCAGAGGAACAGAGCGUCAACGCGGUGCGACUGGUCCGUCACUUAUGCCUGCCGAGCGCCCAUCUCGGCGGUGACGAGGGCGUUGAGGCGCUGGAGGAGGGGGAGGGGGAUCGCGUUGUAUCGCACGAGGAGGUACGGCGACAGAUGGAGCGUCGGCUUCACUCGAAGCGGGAGCGCGAGGAGCGCGCGCAUCGCAGGCGGCAUGAACUGAAGGAGCAGCUGGCUGGCCAAACUGCCGCCCUACGGAAAAGGUAA
Molecule: messenger RNA, 1938 nt
Organism: Trypanosoma rangeli
Lineage: Eukaryota; Euglenozoa; Kinetoplastea; Trypanosomatida; Trypanosomatidae
Product: putative outer dynein arm docking complex
Exons: 1
Coding region: 1-1938 (645 amino acids)
Source: RefSeq, a predicted model, not a curated record